Molecule: messenger RNA, 384 nt
Organism: Penicillium antarcticum
Lineage: Eukaryota; Fungi; Ascomycota; Eurotiomycetes; Eurotiales; Aspergillaceae
Exons: 1
Coding region: 1-384 (127 amino acids)
Source: RefSeq, a predicted model, not a curated record
AUGGCUUCCUCGAGCCAGUACACGUUCGGCAAGUUCAAACAAGCUAGCUCUGUUAUAAUGGCGAAGCAAGAAUCACCCACACUGGUCGGCUGUCUACUCGAUGUGUCGGGAUCGAUGCGUAAGGUUCUCGAAACAGGUCGAUCAGGUGAGUGCGCGGCUGAUCGCUUCCAUGCCGUGCUCCGCGCGGCUCUCAACAUUGCCCGCAAGGAGCAACAAUGUAACUCCAAGAUCAAAAUGUUUGUGGGCGCGUUCGAUCUUGAUCGCCAGGCCGGGUAUCCUCCAACCGUGGACCUCUGCGGCGUUGCCAAAGCUCUCCUCGAAGGCGUCGAUCGAGACGAUCGCAGCGGUCAUGAUCUGCUCAUCGCGCGAAUGAGAGCAACCUAG